This is a messenger RNA of Bombyx mandarina (wild silkworm), 2692 nucleotides long. RefSeq lists its product as uncharacterized. Gene Ontology annotation, cellular component: stereocilia ankle link complex; plasma membrane; stereocilium tip. The record is from RefSeq and is a predicted model, not a curated record. Gene Ontology annotation, molecular function: protein binding. Lineage: Eukaryota; Metazoa; Arthropoda; Insecta; Lepidoptera; Bombycidae.
CGGUCGUUUAUCGUGAACGCACGGUUGAGCCACGCCGGUCGUCCACUCGAAUGCGUUGCUUCAGUACAGUCGGCUACGCUUCUCGACAACGGGCAGCCAACGUCGUGGCUGCCUAAAUAGUGUAUCCUCUAUGCUGCUUCCCAAUAAACGUGUAUUAAUUCAAUUAUAAAUAAAUUUAAUAGAUAUUCCUCAUUUGAUUAAUUAUGGAACAAGUGAUUAAUAUUUUCUAUUAACGGUCAUUGUUGGUCUAACGUGAUAAUGUUUCGUUUUAUUUUUACCAGAGGUGAUUUAGUGUGAAGUUAACUUUCCAGUUGGAUUGACAGAAAUCAAAAUGUACGCUACUUCAACGGCUUCAACUACGACAUCAGGGUCGGGACGGGCAGCGGGAGUGGCUUCAACGGAGCGCCGAGUGCGAGUCUUGAGGUUGCUACGCCCCCGCAGAUCUACUCCCGCAUUUGGUUUCUCGUUACGAGGUGGGAAAGAAUAUGGCUCCGGUUUCUUCAUUUCGAAAGUAGAGUUUAAUUCGGAAGCCCACCUCCAGGGCCUAAAGGUCGGUGACCAGUUGGUUAGCGUUAAUGGAUAUAGAGUAGACGAUGCAGUCCACGGAGAAUUAAUUCACUACCUCGCUUCUCAAUCCAGACUCAAAAUUAAAGUGAGACAUAUUGGCAUGUUACCAGUCAAAGAGAAAGGACACGAAGCUCUAUCGUGGCAAUUCGUGUCGGAACGUGCAUCGCUCGGGUCCGACGUGUCAUCUUCUCCAACGCUUUGUCAUGACACGGAAGGACUUGUGGAUCUACGCCUUUCAAUCUUGGUUCCACCCCGAGCCAAACUCGGUUGUGGGAUUUGUAAAGGACCUGAAUGGAAACCGGGGAUAUUUGUUCAGUUUGUAAGGGAAGGAGGGAUUGCGAGAGAGGCAGGAUUACGUCCAGGUGAUCAAAUAUUAUCCUGCAAUGGCACAGAUUUCGGCAAUAUCGCCUUUAAUGAGGCUAUAACGGCAAUGAAAGCAACGGGACGCUUAGAACUGGUGAUACGCGAAGGCGCCGGGACUGAACUAGUAUCGCCGGAGAGCUCAGGGUAUAACAGCUCCGCUUCGUCUGCGGCGGGAGAGAGAAGUCCCGCGCCCACGCCGCACGUACCGCUCGCACCUCCUGCAGCUUUACGCCGCCGUCUCGCGAGCGUCGCUGAAGAAGCGGCCGAUCGCGCCGACAGGCUGACCAUGAAUAGACUGAAAAGACGCACUUGGGACAGCUUAGAUUUCGAUUGGAAGCACAAGGAUAUUCAUAACUUUGAUGCUCCCUCCGAUAUAGAACCCGAUUACGAUUGUCCAAGCAUACCAAACAAUCCACAUACGUUUGAAAAUAAAGCAAAAACUAGGAAUAAUAAUAAUAACAAAAGUGUUAAAGAAUUUGUAACGAAUCCAUCGAAUAAAACAAUAAUUAAUUUAACGGAAGACGGUGCAACUAUACAAUGUAGUUACGAUAGUAAUCAGUCUCCAAGGAAAAGUACUUUUUCGUUGAAUAAUGGAGGCAGAGGGAACGACAAGAAGACAAUCGUAGUUGAGCUACACCACACCAAUACUACAACAUGUGGGAAGCCGGCUUGUAAUAACUUUAUUCCUCCACCUAUGAUGGAGGCUAGUUCAGAUAGUACCAGUGUUUCAAGCACGGUAUCUUUAUCAAAUGCUAUUGCAGAAGAAAUAUUAAGAAGAAAACAGAUGAAAAAAUCUACGAACACCGAAAACGUUCCCCCUCCUGUUGUGCCUAAAAAAAUAGUAACAAAAACUGUUGACAAUGACAAGAAAAAACAACACGACGCUCUCAUGGACGAAUUUAAAAAAGUGCACAGGAAAAUGUUUGCUAAUCUGGAUAUUACUGACAAAGAAACAGCAACGCAUAACAUAGACAAUAGCGAUCCAAUGGACAGACAACCUACUUUGCCGCUCAAGAAAACCGAUCACCUUCCGUUCGAGGCUACAAAUGAUCCUCCAAUACCCAAACGCGAAACUACAGAGGAUCCACCGCCUCCACCACCGAUGCCAAUAACAAACGGUCUACAAAACGGAAACCAUUUGGCGAAAGCUGAUAACAUAUUAAAGACAGUUUUAGACCUUAAAACUUCAAAUUGUAGAAAAAACGGUACUCUAACUCGAACUCCGACACCAGACUACGUCGACAAGGCACACGUUCAGCUAAAAACUGUCAAAGACGAAAAAGCUGAACUAGAAUCACUCGAAUCUUAUAAACUUAAGAAUCCCGUUAAUGUCGCACCAAAGCCGCCAUCAAAUUAUUUCGUAAAAGCACCAAAUGGAACUACGACCAUGAAGAAAAAUGCAAGACCCGUGUCAGUAACUAUAUGUGAAUAUUCAAACAACGGCAACAGUAGACGUGAACCAACGAAGUUAGACUUUUUAGGUACUGAUAUGCCAGAUGGAAUUUUAAGCGAUGGGAAUGAUAUACCUAUCACGAACAGACUGCAAUCAGAACUAGCUUUAACUUUGUCUAGAUCUAAUUUACGUAAGAAAACUGAAGCUUUGGUCAAAUCCAUAAGUGGAAAUAUUAAUUUGAAUUUUGAUGAUACCGGUAGUGACAGUACAUCUAUAGACAAAAAUUUUCAUGCCAGAUAUGGCAACAAUCUCUUACCCCUACCGCCUUCGAUAUCUAUACCUAAAGUAACAAGCAAAAUUGAGAAUUGA